CCACCCCCCCGCCGCUUCUCCAGUCUAGCAGCCGCAAGCACCGCGGGGAGUCGCUCGCCACUGGAGCAGGAGGCGCAUCCCAUCAGGGUCCAGGCCUUGGGGAAGCCACAGCUUCCUGGUGGGGCUCGUCGGAAAUGGCCCCAGGGGCUCCCCCGGUGCUGCUUCUGCUGGGACUGCUGUUGCUGCCGCUGCUACCUGGAUUCCCGCCCCGAGCCACUGGCUGUCCCGCUGCCUGCCGCUGCUACAGCGCCACUGUGGAGUGCGGCGCCCUACGGUUGCGUGUCGUCCCACCGGGAAUCCCCCCAGGGACGCAGACGCUGUUUCUGCAAGACAACAGCAUCGCGCACCUGGAGCAAGGCGCCCUGGCGCCUCUCGCUGCCCUGCGCCACCUCUACCUGCACAACAAUACCCUGCGGGCGCUGGAAUCGGGUGCCUUCCGUGCACAGCCGCGCCUGCUUGAACUGGCGCUCACCGGCAACCGGCUUCGGGGAUUGCGAGGCGGUGCAUUUGUGGGCUUGGUCCAGCUACGCGUGCUUUACCUGGCUGGAAACCAGCUGGCGAAGCUGCUGGAUUUCACCUUCUUGCACCUGCCGCGACUGCAGGAGCUGCAUCUUCAAGAAAACAGCAUUGAGUUACUGGAGGACCAGGCCCUGGCUGGGCUUUCCUCCUUGGCCCUGCUGGACCUCAGCAGGAAUCAACUGGGCACCAUCAGCAGAGAGGCCCUGCAGCCUCUGAGCAGCCUACAAGUCCUGCGCCUCACAGAGAACCCGUGGCGAUGUGACUGUGCCCUUCACUGGCUAGGCUCUUGGAUCAAAGAGGGGGGCCGCCGGCUGCUGAGCUCCAGAGACAAGAAGAUCACAUGUGCAGAGCCCCCACGCCUGGCGCUUCAGAGUCUACUAGAAGUAUCUGGUGGCAGCCUCAUCUGCAUUCCUCCCUCUGUGAACGUGGAGCCCCCGGAGCUCACAGCUAACCUGGGGGAGGACCUGCAGGUAGCCUGCCAGGCAUCGGGAUACCCACAGCCCCUGGUGGUCUGGAGAAAGGUGCCCCAGCCUCGUGAUGGCAAACCUCAAGCCCAAGCCCAGCUGGAAGGUGGGACAUCAGGCUUGGGUGGGCAUGCGACCCGUGACACCGGGAGCGGCAUGCUCUUCCUCACCAACAUCACACUGGCUCACGCCGGCAAGUACGAAUGCGAGGCCGCCAAUGCUGGCGGCAAAGCGCGUGUGCACUUCCAUCUCCUGGUCAACGCGUCCCGGCAGCAGUCACAGCAGCCACCCGCCCUGCAGGCCCCGGCUACACGCCCUGUGGGACACGAGCCCCGGCACGAGGCGGGUAGCAUGGCCUUCCGCGCCCUGGGCCUAGCAACGCAGACAGCGAUCGCGGCAGCCAUCGCGCUGCUGGCGCUCACUGCGCUCUUGCUGGCUGCCAUGAUCUGCCGGCGCCGACGCCGGCGGAAAAAGGUGCCUGCGCCGCCGGGGGAAGGCACACUGUUCGUCAACGACUAUUCAGACGGGCCUUGCACCUUUGCGCAGCUCGAGGAACUCCGAGAUGAACGCGGGCACGAGAUGUUCGUCAUCGACCGUUCCAAGCCCCUGUUCGCUGAGGUACCGCCUGAGGAGGCGCCAGAACAAAACCCUCCCGAAGGGCUCAAGUCUGGGCUACGCCUCCCUCCACGUGUCGCUUAUGAGAUCCAUUGCUAAGUCCGCCGCGCGUGUCAAUGACGUGGGCACCGGGGAUUGGCCGGUGCAGCCCCGCACCUGUUCAUUAGUAAAGUUGAAGCCGCACAACAGCGCUGUGUGUUGGAGCCUUCAGGUCGGGAGUCGCACUACAGCGCGGUGUUGGGGUCGUCAGGUCGGGAAUCAUGGGUCUGUGAAUGCUAGGGGCCAUGGAUAAGGUGUCCCCAGCUGCAGC
Molecule: messenger RNA, 1908 nt
Organism: Chionomys nivalis (European snow vole)
Lineage: Eukaryota; Metazoa; Chordata; Mammalia; Rodentia; Cricetidae
Gene: Lrrc24
Product: leucine rich repeat containing 24
Exons: 5
Coding region: 135-1697 (520 amino acids)
Molecular function (GO): protein binding
Source: RefSeq, a predicted model, not a curated record